AUGACUCGCACAUUCUAUCCACCAAGCGACCCACACGACGACGACUCCAGUCAUCUACUUUCCGAAUCGCAGUCACAACGCCGCAAGCGCACUACGAAUGUUGGCGACGUCGGGACCACGCUGGGCCAAUCUAACAGCGCUGGGUGUCAUUACUGGAUGCCGUUUAUCAGUGUUAUGGCCAUCCUGGCUAUCUGCUGCUACGGUAUCCUCUACCUCCCGUCACACAGGACUCAGCUUCACGACGUUGCGGACAACGUGGAGUCAGCGAACAUAACCAAAACCAAGUCGUUCCUAUCAGUCUCCCCGCCCACUGUUUCUGCGGUUUCUUCUUCAGCUAACGACUCGGAAUCGGCGGGCCGCUACAUCACAGAUCUUCUUGACCGGCAGUCCCACACACUCGAACAAGCACAGUCGCGUUACAUGCUCAAAACAGGCAGAGAACCGCCCCCAAACUUUAACAAAUGGUUCGCGCUCGCGCAAGAGAACAAGUGUCUAAUCGACAACUAUGAUCGCAUUGACCGUGACUUCGAGCCCUUUUACCAACUCGCCAAGGAGCAUCCUCGUCGCUUUCGCCAGAUGCUUGACAAAGGCCAGAAUAUAAUGCUUAAAGACCCGCGGGGCAUGACAACCAUACGCAUCCGUGAGGGCAAAGUCGAGCUGCCUGACUAUACUGGGACCUCCUUCGACAAAGACCUGCAACAAAUAGUUCAACGGUUUUCCCACAUUCUUCCCAAUACGGAGUUCAUGCUCAACGGCCGCGAUGAGCCUCGGGUUGCUUUCAAUGUCGAGCGGCCUAAUGCUCAUGCUGAGGCCAUCUUGUUCAGGGAUCCAGACCCAUUUCGCAUCGCCCCAGUACCGACUGCCGAGUUUUUUCGGAAGCAGCCCGGCUGUUAUGUCUCCCAGCUCUCUGGAGGAUUCCUUGGUGACCCGAUCGAUCAAGUUGCUUUCUUUGCGUCAAGCUCUAGCUCUGACUUUACCGUCGAUCUUUGGCCCAUGCUCAGUAUGGCCAAGAUCUCCCCAUGCUUUUCUGACAUUCUCUUCCCUAGUGUUUAUUACUACGAUAGUUCGUGGUGGUCAGGCAAAUUCGCGUACCCCGAUAACGUUCAGUGGAAGAGCAAGAAACCCAUUGCUUACUGGCGUGGCAUGUCAAAUGGUGGCCACAUUUACGGCGAAAACUACCGUAGAUUUUCACGUUUCCGGCUCGUUGAGCUAUCGCGCGCGUAUCCAGACCUGAUUGAUGCGCGGCUGACGAGAUUCGCUGAGACUCAGUGCACGACAGAGGACUGCGAUCGGGACCAGAUUAUUGAGGAGUACAACAUCACCGGCGAUGCGCCAAGAGAGGACGUCUACCAGUAUAAAUACGCGCUGGAUGUCGACGGGAACUCGUUCAGCGGACGGUACCUUGGGUUAUUACGCAGCGGGUCGUUGGUCUUCAAGUCCACUGCCUUCGAAGAGUACUUCUCGGACUGGCUUCGGCCUUUUGUGCAUUUCAUACCCGUCCGACCCGAUUUGUCCGAUCUCGCAGCCAAGGUCGCCUGGGCCCGCACGAACGAUCAAGAGGCUCGUAGAAUACAACAGCGUGGGUGGGAGUUCGCGACGCAGGUCAUGACGGACAGGCAAAAUGACUGCUAUUUCGCGAGGGUGUUGUUGGAGUGGGCGAGGCUAGCGAAUGUGACGAACACAGUGGUAACGAGCAAUGUUGAGGGGCAGAACACUGGCAGCAAGAGCAGAACCAAAUUCGUCACUGCGUCGAAGGGGGCUUGA
Mycena indigotica is the source of this 1764-nucleotide messenger RNA. RefSeq names its product CAP10 domain-containing protein. Lineage: Eukaryota; Fungi; Basidiomycota; Agaricomycetes; Agaricales; Mycenaceae. The transcript is spliced from 4 exons. Bases 1 to 1764 code for a protein of 587 amino acids. The record is from RefSeq and is a predicted model, not a curated record.